AUGGCGCCCAAAACCGAAGGCAAGGCUAUCGGCAUUGACCUUGGCACCACCUACAGCUGUGUUGGAGUGUGGCAGAACGACAGGGUGGAGAUCAUCGCCAACGAUCAGGGCAACCGCACCACUCCUUCGUAUGUCGCCUUCACCGAUACAGAGCGUCUCAUCGGCGAUGCGGCCAAGAACCAGGUCGCGAUGAACCCUCACAACACUGUCUUCGACGCCAAGCGUCUCAUCGGCCGGAAAUUCUCCGACCCGUCCGUACAAGCAGACGUCGUUCCCGGCGACGGAGGAAACCCGAUGAUCGUGGUCCAGUACAAAGGCGAGGAGAAGCAAUUCGCUCCGGAAGAGAUCUCCUCCAUGGUGUUGGUCAAGAUGAGGGAGAUUGCCGAGGCCUUUUUAGGUCAAAACAUUAAGAACGCUGUGGUCACCGUUCCGGCUUACUUCAACGACUCGCAGAGGCAGGCGACGAAGGAUGCAGGUUCAAUUGCCGGCCUCAACGUUCUCCGAAUCAUCAACGAGCCGACCGCCGCCGCAAUUGCUUACGGGCUGGACAAGAAAGGGUCGAGGAGCGGCGAGAAGAAUGUUCUCAUCUUCGAUCUCGGCGGAGGAACGUUUGAUGUCUCUCUGCUGACGAUUGAGGAAGGGAUAUUCGAAGUGAAGGCCACCGCCGGAGAUACGCAUCUGGGUGGUGAGGAUUUCGACAAUAGGCUGGUGAAUCACUUCGUGGCGGAGUUCAAGCGGAAGAACAAGAAGGACAUCAGCAGCAACGCCAGAGCUCUGAGGCGGCUGAGAACCGCGUGCGAGAGGGCGAAGAGGACUCUGUCUUCCACCUCUCAGACCACAAUCGAAAUCGAUUCCCUCUACGAAGGUAUCGACUUCUACUCCACCAUUACUAGAGCUAGGUUUGAAGAAUUGAACAUGGAUUUGUUUAGGAGGUGUAUGGAGCCUGUGGAGAAAUGUCUCCGCGAUGCCAAAAUCGACAAGGCUCAGGUAAACGAUGUGGUUCUGGUUGGAGGGUCGACGAGGAUUCCCAAAGUCCAGCAGCUGCUCCAGGAUUUCUUCAACGGGAAGGAGCUCUGUAAGAGUAUUAAUCCUGAUGAGGCGGUAGCUUACGGAGCAGCUGUUCAGGCGGCGAUUCUGACUGGGGAAGGAGACGAGAAGGUUCAGGAUUUGCUUCUCUUGGAUGUCACCCCUCUCAGCUUGGGGCUUGAGACCGCCGGCGGUGUGAUGACGGUCUUGAUUCCGAGGAACACAACGAUUCCGACCAAAAAGGAGCAAGUUUUCUCGACUUACUCUGACAAUCAGCCUGGAGUUUUGAUUCAGGUGUACGAAGGGGAAAGGGCGAGAACUAAGGAUAACAAUCUGCUUGGGACAUUCGAGCUGAAGGGUAUCCCACCGGCUCCAAGAGGAGUCCCGCAGAUCAAUGUCUGCUUCGAUAUGGACGCCAAUGGUAUCCUGAACGUGUCAGCGGAAGACAAGACGGCUGGGGUGAAGAACAAGAUCACGAUCACGAACGACAAGGGGAGAUUGAGCAAGGAUGAGAUCGAGCGGAUGGUGCAGGAGGCUGAGAAGUACAAGGCCGAGGAUGAGGAAGUGAAGAAGAAAGUCGAGGCUAAGAAUGCGUUGGAGAAUUAUGCUUAUAACAUGAGAAACACAGUGAAGGACGAGAAGUUUGCAGGCAAGCUGGAUCCAGCAGACAAGCAGAAGAUUGAGAAGGCGAUAGACGACGCGAUUCAGUGGCUUGAAGGCAACCAAUUGGCUGAGGUGGAAGAGCUGGAGGACAAGCUGAAGGAGUUGGAAGGACUCUGCAAUCCCAUCAUCUCCAAGAUGUAUGGAGCUGGUGGCGAUGUGCCGAUGGGUGGGGGAAUGGGUGGUGGUUCUGGCGGCUCAGGUGCUGCAGGUGCUGCUGGUCCUAAGAUUGAGGAGGUUGACUAA
Messenger RNA from Linum tenue, 1932 nucleotides. NCBI's taxonomy places the organism in Eukaryota, Viridiplantae, Streptophyta, Magnoliopsida, Malpighiales, Linaceae. The record is from the annotation of a GenBank genome assembly.